GUAUCGCACCGAGCUCGAGGCAGCAAAGCCUCCUCUAAUUCCAUAUCUGGGUUUGAUGUUGCAAAAUCUAAUAGCUCUCCAUCAAGGCAAUCGAUUGUACUUUUCUCAGCCUCCAAGCGAUGAAUUUGCGAAAUUAUAUCGGCCUGAAGAACAUGGACAGAUUAUCAAUUUCUGGCGUUGUUGGAAGCAUUUCUUGAUAAUUCAUGUUUUUGUGAAACAGGAGAAGAUGGAUCCUGAGAGAGCAGGACUUGUUUGCUAA
Molecule: messenger RNA, 259 nt
Organism: Protopolystoma xenopodis
Lineage: Eukaryota; Metazoa; Platyhelminthes; Monogenea; Polystomatidea; Polystomatidae
Source: the annotation of a GenBank genome assembly